AUGCUGCUGCUGUUCAUUUUGGCCUUGUGUAUUCAUGUUUAUAUCUGUAUGAUCUGCGCACUCGUCCUCUUCAUACUCUUGCUUUUCUGGACCUCAACGGGCUAUCUAUCGUUUCAACUCGCUCCAGAACCACCACAGGCCAUGCCUCCCCGUGGCCCCAAAACGGGCAGCUCGGAGAACGAUGCUGACGUCUUCGGCGAACACCGCUCAGCUUCCUCCAAGGUGGUGAAGAAGGUGCGCUCCCCGGCAAAGAAGACUCUCGCCAAGUCUGCUGCCAAGGACCCUUCGACACCGCCGGCAAGUAAGGCUGUGAAGAAGAGGACUACCUUCACGUCCCGGCCGCCCACGGCUGACGAGCGACGUCUGAAUGGCCGUGUUCCAGGCCGAUCCCUGAUCCCUUGGACCCGGCCCCGGAUGGCGGAAAAGCUCUUGCUCAACUUGCUGUUCGAGCUUGGCAGAGUUAAGACGCACAUCCCUUGGGACGUGGUCGCCCACCGGCUUCACCCGGGCUCCUCCGCCUCGGCCAUCACGCAGUAUACAAACCGGCUGCGUCGUGAUCUCCUCGCAGAGGGGCAUAUCGUGCCUCCAAUCAAUGGGAGGAAUCCUACCACGACCGUCCCCGAGUCUGAGAUCCGCGGCUGGGUCCGUGAUGAGUCCGAGGGCGCAAGCCAGGAGGCCAUCCGCCCCGUCACAUAUGACGAGGAGAUGGAGGACCGAAAGUACCCGCUCCCCUGCUCGUACGCCGGGAGGGAUGAAGAGAUCCGAGAGGCAGCGUUUCCAAGCCCCUCCGAGAGCUACAACUUCUCCCCUCGGCAGGCGGUACCUUGUUCCCCUGCCACGCCGUCGCCAUUCGCUCCCCUGCCUGCCUCAUCCCAAACUGGGCCCAGCUUCUCCCCCUCCAGAUCCCCCUCCACCCGUCCGUUCCCGCAGGCUCGGAGCGAUGGCAGCGGUUCCCCAUCUGUCCCCGGGAACGAACGGCGGCGGGGCGGUGCCACCCAAGGCUGGCCUCACAGCACCAGCACUGGACAAGGGCAUAGCUACUCUGCUUCCGGCUGGUUGAAGGUCUUCGGGUCCAUGGGCACAGGUGACCUCGCUAGCAACCAGUUCCUUCUGAACUGGAACUCCUCCGUCCAAGGUGGAGCCAUUCAGAACAGCGCCAUACAGAGCCGCCCCGCGCCGAGCAGCACCGCACAGGUCAGCCCACUUGGUGAUGAUGCCCCCGGCUGGAACAGAGCCAGCGCGGCCGCCGUGAGUUGCUCCGAGAGAGAGCCGUCUAGCAGCUUCCUCGGGGCGCCUACGGCCAUCGUCUCUCCCCAACUGCCCUCCAUGCUCUCGGAGCCAGCCGGGGAGUUGGAGCAAGGUGCCUCGAAGCUGUUCGGUGCUGAGACCCGGCCCAUCAGCGACAGCAUUGUGGAGGGCUCUUACUUCACGGAUGCCCUGCCUGACAGCCAGCCGGAAUUCUGUUACAGCUUUUCCGAUGAGCAGGAGUCGCCGAGUGGGCUGUGUGGCAUGGCGGUUCAGACAAGUCACUGGAGUCCUCCUAGUGGAUAUUCCGGGGCCGUCCCGGACCAGUCAUCGGGCGGCGACUAUGCCGGCGAGGCACAAGAUAUCACCUGUACAUUCGAUGGCUUAUUCGACGACGGCGCUUUCGCCCAUGACGCCUUUGAGGGUUGUGACUCCAUCGAUUCCGCCGAUUGA
Molecule: messenger RNA, 1698 nt
Organism: Geosmithia morbida
Lineage: Eukaryota; Fungi; Ascomycota; Sordariomycetes; Hypocreales; Bionectriaceae
Exons: 5
Coding region: 1-1698 (565 amino acids)
Source: RefSeq, a predicted model, not a curated record